Molecule: messenger RNA, 1497 nt
Organism: Pestalotiopsis fici W106-1
Lineage: Eukaryota; Fungi; Ascomycota; Sordariomycetes; Amphisphaeriales; Sporocadaceae
Exons: 2
Coding region: 1-1497 (498 amino acids)
Biological process (GO): protein dephosphorylation
Molecular function (GO): protein serine/threonine phosphatase activity
Source: RefSeq, a predicted model, not a curated record
AUGCAGAGAACACACAUGAGUAGGAUUACGCCACGAUUUCAAGGCACGAUAGGCAUCAAAUCACCAUAUAGUGGAGUAUCGCCAGUUUCCCGACACAGUCUUCGGGUCCUUGUGUCUGCAAGAGCGGGGACCAAGACGGCUUUGAGGCCUUACAGCAGUUCUGCUAGUGGUAGCUCGCCCAUCAAGCCGAAAGCCUCGUGGGCUUAUUCGUUUCUUUUUAUUGCCCUUGGCGCCUUGCUGAGCGACCAGUACAAAUCUUACCGAUCUUCAUCAAUAACGACGGGAGUCAAGGAAGAAGACCCCUCUCCAAAAGCGCCCAAAGAUCCAAUCACUACACAGCUUAAUACGGAAAGCAGCGUCUACACCGACGAUGCUAACUCAGUGGCAUCCUACCACGUCACGAGAUUAGAAGCUAGUAGUCCUUGCGAAGAUCGCUAUGUACACGGAGAACUGAGCGCUUCAGAGGGUAGCGUCUUGCAAGGCCCAUGGUAUGCCUGGGCCGUAUUCGACGGCCACGCGGGUUCGCAGACGGCGGCCUUGUUGACGAAGCGGUUGCUUCCCGCUGUCCAGGACGCACUCAGUUCCCUGGACUUGGACAGCGCCGACGACAGGGCCGUGAGCGAAACUGUCAGCAAGGCUUUCGUCGCCCUGGACGACGAUAUUGUCAAGGGCGCCGUCGAGGCCGUCCGCGCGGGUGUUCCAUAUCAUGAGCAGAUAGCAAAAAUCAUGCCGGCCUACACUGGGUCCUGGCUGUCCUCGGCCAGCAGGACGCAGACGGCAAGUGGAACGAACGCAACGUCUCUGUCCGUGGACCAGACCGGAAGCAACGACGACGAGAUUGCACGGAUCAAUGCCGAACACCCGGGCGAGAGCGGCAUUGUCAAAGGUGGGCGCGUCCUGGGCCUCAUGGUCUCGCGCGGCUUUGGCGACGGAAGAUGGAAAUGGGAUCUGGAUUUUCAGAGCGAAAUUAAAACCAAAUUUGAAUUGGGAUUCAACCCGCUCUCACCAGCCAAGUACGAGGUCAAGACUCCGCCUUACCUGUCAGCUGAGCCGGUCGUGACCACGACCCAGCUGGACCGCAAGAGACCAUCAUUUCUGAUCAUGGCGAGUGAUGGGUUCUGGGAUCGAGUCUCGACGGAGCAGGCUGUAGAUCUCAUUGGCGGGUGGCUCAACUCGCGCGAAAUGGCACAGCAAGUGCCUCUCGGCCGAGAUACUAAAUCGAGUUCCCGGGCCGUUGUGGAGGAUUCCAGAGGGCCGUUCAGCUUGGACAAGUAUGGUUGGGAUAAGCCUGGUUUUCGAUUCAGUAGAGACCGAGAGAGUUUCCAGGACGCCAACAAUGCAGCCGUUCAUCUGUUAAGAAACGCGCUGGGCGGUAACUAUGUAGAAAUGGUCGAGGCAAAUCUGGUGGCCGAGCCGCCUUUUGCUCGGAACUCGAGGGAUGAUAUCACUGUCCAGGUCAUAUUCUUUGAUCCGUCAAAGCUACAGCUACCGACCUGA